CUGGCUUCAUCCUACUCCCAAAACUGUCGCUCUGCAGCCGCCGUCUUCUGUGCGUGAUGACGUCAGACACCCGUGGACUGGCGGUCUGCCAUCUUUGAUUGUGAGACAGGCCGCGGCGCAAGCAGCACUCAACGAGAGCAGCACUGUCUCACACGAGAUAACGGGUGGGCAACAAAAAAAAAAGACAAACACAAAUCGUGACCCUCUUAACGUCCAAACAACGGUGGAGACCCCGGGAAAGAAGAAAGGGCACCGUGUUGGCACAGAAUAGAUUUGAGGCCCGUGCAAAUCGAGAGGAAAUGGUUGGAUGCUAGCUACUGUACCACGCUAGUUACCUAACUAGCUAUCGUUAGCAAGUUAGCCAGUUUUUGUAAUCCGCCGGCCACACACUCGGCUUGGAUACUACAAAACAAGCCGAACCCAGACGACAUACUAGAAGAAGAGAGACCGGCGGUGACAGGAGGCUGGUUCUGGGGGUGAGACCAGAGGACCAGACUCAAUGAGUUUCCAGCGAAAUGUCAGAGAAGUCAGGGCAGAGCACCAAGGCAAAGGAUGGCAAGACCAAGUAUGCAACCCUUAGCCUCUUCAACACGUACAAGGGCAAGUCUCUGGAGACCCAGAAAACUGCAGUGGCUGCCAGACAUGGGCUCCAGAGUUUGGGUAAGGUUGCUGUCAGUCGGCGCAUGCCCCCCCCUGCCAACCUGCCCAGCCUGAAGGCAGAGAACAAGGGCAACGACCCCAACGUUAACAUUGUCCCCAAGGACGGCAGCGGCUGGGCCUCCAGACCUGAGGGAGGAGACGAGAGGCAGUCCGAUACCCCCCCACCCCAGCCUAACCCAGGGCCCCCCCAACCCCCAGAGGUCUCGUCCUCUAUAGGGUGCAGCAGAUCCUGGGCCAACAGCAAGCCACCGCCACCACAGCUAGAUGGAGGAGCCCCUCGUGUGAGCAGCCAGUUCCACCAGGAGUUCCCCAGUUUGCAGGCGGCCGGAGAGUCGGAGAAAGGGGAGGGGCAGGAGGAGGAGCCUUAUGGACCUGGACCCAGCCUCCGACCUCAGAAUGUUGGUAGUUGGCGCGAGGGCGGGGGAAAGAAUCUGACCACCUCAGCUAGCCCUUCUGAGAUGGACAGCUGUGGGCCAGAGGAGGGAGGGGCAGCUCUCAGCACCCCCUCACCCCCUGGGGAGGUGGAGGAGAGAGGCAGGGUGCCCCCUAAUGAGAAGAAAGAGGUCAGGGAGAGGCUGCCCCUGUCUGCCAAGCCUGCACCCCUCUCCUCUCAGCCCAAGCUACAACCCCCCUCUGUUCCAGCCCAGCCUAAACUCAAUGGUGGCCAGCAGGCCCCUACCGGUGUGCCUCCCCAGUUCCACGCCCAGUUCAGGGGCAUGAUGCCACCCUACAUGUUCAAUGCGUAUCCCAGGAUGCCCUUUACUCCAGUGCCAGGGAACAUCAGAUACCCUGUUCCACAGGAUGGAGCCAGGAGGGUCCGUCCCCAGCACGGGCCCCCCCAGGCCUGGAUCAAGGACCCAGAUAGACCCUCCAUCAUCAGCGCCACAGAGCUUAAAGAGCUUGACAACCUGGACACAGAGGCUGAUGAGGGCUGGGCUGGAGCUCAGAUGGAGGUCGACUACACAGAGAAACUCAACUUCAGUGACGACGAGGAGAACCAUGCCGCCAAAGAGAAAGGGGAAAACUGGGAGUGGAUGGGUAAAGUGGAGCGGAUGAGGGCACAGCGCCCGUCAGACGGCCAGGAGGGCAGCAAAGGCUCAUGGGUAGAUGGAAGGGACCCCAGGGUGCUUUCCCUAGGCAGUAAGGGGGUGUACAAGACCGGCCCACCACAGGACCACCAGGGUCAGCUAGGUGGGCGCUCGGUGGGCAGCGGAGCCCCUCGCGUGGCCAAACCCCCCACCAUUGCUCCCCCUGCUGGUGAGGAGGAGUGCGAGGCCUGGCGCCAGAAACACAAGAAGCAGGACCUGUCGGAAGCGGUAGAAAGAGCCAGGCGGAGGAGAGAAGAGGAGGAGAGGAGGAUGGAAGAACAGAGACUCACCGCUUGCGCAGAGAAACUCAAACGCCUCAACGAGAAACUCCACCCGGCAACAGAUGCCAAGCACGGCCCUGCUGCCGAGACAACCAAUGAAGAGACUGGAGCUGUGUGUGAAGACGCACCUCCUUUCUCUGUUCUUCCCCCUGUCUCCAACACUGCACCAUCGCAGCCUGCUCCUUCCUCUCAGCCCCCGAACAUAUCAGCCCCUCUCCAAGACCGAGAGAGUGUGGAGAGGGAAAGGAUUGAGAGAGAGAGUGUGGAGAGGGAAAGGAUUGAGAGAGAGGGUGUGGAGAGGGAAAGGAUUGAGAGAGAGUGUGUGGAGAGGGAAAGGAUUGAGAGAGAGCGUGUGGAGAGAGUAGAGCCUAUUGCGAAGGAAGAGAGUCAGUUUGUGCCUCGCCAGCCCAGCCCUCCAGCCCAGAGACCAUUGUCCAUACCCCCAGAGCCUCGGCUCGGAGAGGGUCCCCUGAGUGAGGUGAGCCCUCUGGUGGAGGAAAGCCAGACUGAGAGACUGACACCCAUGCCUAUCAGAGACUACUUCAGCACCGAUGAGAGCAGAGUGGAGGAACCUGUGCCGCUCACUCUGCCCCUUAUGGACCCCCUCAGUGGAGAGGACGCCCCUGUGGCCCCCCUGGACCUUGAUGGAGAGGUGGGGGCUGCCAUGCGCCCCUCUCUCACCUCUGGAUACUCGAAACAGUUCCAGAAGUCUCUGCCUCCGCGCUUCCUCAGGCAGCAGGAGCAGAUGAAGCAGCAGUGGCAGCAGCAGCAGCAGCAGCAGCAGGGGGGUGGUGCUGGUGGUGGUGGGGCUGUGUCCCCAUCAGGAGGAGGUGCGGGUGGAGGAUGUGUAGCUGCCUCCCAGCAGCAGCACCGCUCCCUGUACCAGCCCGUCGGCCCCCCUCACCACCAGCAUCAGCAGCACCUGGCUAACAUGGGCUUUGACCCCCGCUGGCUCAUGAUGCAGUCAUAUAUGGACCCCCGCAUUAUGUCUGGAAGACCACCGCUCGACAUGCCAAACAUGCACCCUGGACCUGGGCGGAUUCCUCCUAAGCAGAUAGUUCGUAGAGAGCCAGGGGACAGCUCCAGUUCUGACUCCUUCGACCACCUGACCAGGCCCAUACGGGACCACAGUCUCCCUUCUGAACCGCGCAUAGUAUGGGGAUCUGACCCAUACCCCCAAUCUGAACCCCUUCCCUCUGUCACACCCCCUAAAGGACGGGAGGACGAGGACAGCAGACUGGACUCUGGGUUGGAGAUGGAAAGGGGUCUCCCAGCCAUGUACCCCAGCCAGGAUCACAAUCCACUGGAACCCUGUGGCAAAUCAGACCUUUUCAGAGAUCCCACAAAGCCCCUGUCAGGAUUAGGCCCAGGCCCAGAGGAGGCUCCAGAACCCCUGCAGACAGAAAUAGGGCCUGGUGGGUCUCCCUUUGAGCCAGUGGAGCCUAGCCUGCCCACUGCAGAGGUGGAGUCUCUGGGACAGGCCAUGUUACAAAGAACCAUCUCCCAGGGCUCCAGCCACUCCCUCAAACUGGAUGAGCCCAGGUUCGACAGCCUCCAUCUGGGAACAAAGACACUUGAGCUCCAGGAUCCGGAAGAGAGGCCAGGCGGGGAAGAUAUAAAGGCCAGUAAAGAGCCUUUCUCCCAGGCUGCUGUGACCGGGGACACCCCUCCAGCUGACGGCCUCCACAAGCUCGAGAAGCCGGCCACCAGCAAGCAGAAGGCUGAGCUGCGCUGGGGAGGGAGGUCUGGGGCCGGCCGGAGGGAUGGACCAGGGGGAGAGAGGCCGGUACGCAGGUCUGGACCUAUUAAGAAACCUGUACUCAGAGACAUGAAGGAAGAGCGAGAGCAGCGGGAGGAGAGAGAGCGACACCGUGAGAGAGGAGAAAAGGGGGAGAGACCUAAGAAAGAGGAGCGAGGAGGAGUGAAAGCUGCCUCCGCUGCUGCUGCGGUGUCUGAGGGCCCCAGGGACAGACCCCACGGAGAGAAGGAGAGGGACAGACCCCACGGAGAGAAGGAGAGGGACAGACCCCACGGAGAGAAGGAGAGGGACAGACCCCACGGAGAGAAGGAGAGGGACAGACCCCACGGAGAGAAGGAGAGGGACAGACCCCACGGAGAGAAGGAGAGGGACAGACCCCACGGAGAGAAGGAGAGGGACAGACCCCACGGAGAGAAGGAGAGGGACAGACCCCACGGAGAGAAGGAGAGGGACAGACCCCACGGAGAGAAGGAGAGGGACAGACCCCACGGAGAGAAGGAGAGGGACAGACCCCACGGAGAGAAGGAGAGGGACAGACCCCACGGAGAGAAGGAGAGGGACAGACCCCACGGAGAGAAGGAGAGGGACAGACCCCACGGAGAGAAGGAGAGGGACAGACCCCACGGAGAGAGGGAGAGGGACAGACCCCACGGAGAGAGGGAGAGGGACAGACCCCACGGAGAGAAGGAGAGGGACAGACCCCACGGAGAGAGGGAGAGGGACAGACCCCACGGAGAGAGGGAGAGGGACAGACCCCACGGAGAGAGGGAGAGGGACAGACCCCACGGAGAGAGGGAGAGGGACAGACCCCACGGAGAGAGGGACAGACCCCACGGAGAGAGGGACAGACCCCACGGGGAGAGGGACAGACCCCACGGGGAGAGGGACAGACCCCACGGGGAGAGGGACAGACCCCACGGGGAGAGGGACAGACCCCACGGGGAGAGGGACAGACCCCACGGGGAGAGGGACAGGGACAGAACCCAAGGGGAGAGGGAUGGGAAGAGUGAGGCCCCUGAGACGGAGGAGCCUGGGAAGGGCCUCCAGAGAUCCAGAGAUAUACAUGCCCCGAUACCAGCCUCCCAGGACGGCAAGACAGACCAACUACCAACCAAUGACAUAACCCCUGAACCUAAAUUACCCUCUACGAAGGAGCCCAACCUGCCCCCACGGACCUACCGCCGUGAUGAGAGGGAAAGAGACCGGGAGAGAGAGAUGGAAAGGGACAGAGAGCGAGACUGGCCGGCUGAUGGUUUUAGAGGCCGAGGCAGAGGGGAGUACUACUCUCGAGGACGGAGUUUCCGGGGAACUUAUAUUGGUCGAAGUAGAGGUGGCCGGGGUCGUAGUCGAUGGGAGUACCCUUAUCAGGAGCCGCGCUCUCGCUCAGACUUUCCUGCCGCCAGUGGCGCUGCUGCCUUCCGCUGCCGUGAAGAGAGCGAGACGCGCAGCGAGAGCUCAGACUUGGAAGUGAUGCCCAAACGCAGACGGCGUCGUGGUUCCGAUACCGACUCGGAGAGCGAAGGAGGACGGGAGUCCGCUAGCGACACUGGGGCCUCAGACCGUGAGCCCAGUGCCAAACCACCCCGACCGCUCCGCAGGGAUAUACCAGGAGAGCACCGCUCCGGACCACACAAACCUGGCUUCGGACCCCAUCACCUGGGGGAGAAAGGAGGUCCUAGGGGAGGAGAUGAGGGAAGGCCCAAGCCAGGCUUCCUGCCCAGAGGAGAUCCUUCACGGCGUGGGAGAGGGGGACUGUACAGCAGGCGAGGGGGAGCCAGGGAGAGAGGAGGUCCUAGGUCAGCUCCUCUCAGACGCCCAGGAACUAGAGAGUCGUCCUCCCAGUGGCCCUCUAAACCCAUGGAGACCUUCCGCCCUGAGGACACAGAACCCUCGUCAUCACGCUAUGACAACUGGGACCAUCACUCUGACCGACGGCCCGUUCGAGGGGACAGAGACCGACAGUUCGAGGGGAAGAAGUUUGGGGAGGGGGGGCCCCAGAGUAGCAGAGACAGAGAGAGGCCCCGUCGCCCUCGGCCAGCCCGACCCCCCAGACAGGACAAACCCCCCCGGUUCCGGAAGCUGAAGGAGAGAGAGGCUGCGGUCUUAGCUGGAGGAGACACAGGACCUGGACCCACGUCCACUGCCCCCGUCCCAGCCUUAGUGCCUGGCCCUGUCCCCUUGUCCCCUACUCUCUCAAGAGCUCCAGGGGCCCCCUUCACCCUGCCUGUAGAUAAGGAUCCCAAAGCCGCUGACCUAACCUCUGACCCAGCCCUGCCUGACGCCACCCCUCCCACCACCUCUGCCGUGGGCACCAAGUCACCUGACCUGUCCACGCAGAACUCUUCUGACCAGGCCAACGAGGAGUGGGAGACAGCGUCGGAGAGUAGCGACUUUAACGAGCGUAGAGAACGGGAGGAGAGGAGGGUAGCGCGGGAGGCUGCUAGCGGCACUGCCCAGACCUCGACACCAGCCCCCCUACCCCCUCAGGGCUCAGCACCCCCCAGCAGGACUCCCACCGAGGGAGGGAUGACACCCAAACGCGAGGCAGCCGGUCCCACCGGGGGCAGGAGGAGCUUCUCCAGUCAGCGUCCGGUGGAGAGGCAGAACCGCUGGGGGAACAGCGGACCCAAACCAGGCCGUGGCUACGCAGGGGGGAAGGGAGAGAGGCGAGGAGGGGGCAAGGCUGGACGCAGAGGAGCGGCCCCUAACCCAGACUCAGCCCCGGGUGGGGGAGGGGUGCGUACUGGGGGUAAAGACCCUGCUGGACGCAGGAAGGACGAGACCAAACAGAAACCCAAGGAGAACGCUCUGUUGCAGUUUGACCUAAACAACUAUGCCAGUGUGGUGAUCAUAGAUGACCAUCCAGAGGUGACAACCUUAGAGGACCCCCAGUCUAACACUACAGAUGACGGCUUCACUGAGGUGGUCUCACGUAAACAACAGAAACGACUACAGGACGAGGAGAGGAGGAAGAAAGAGGAGCAGACUACACAGCACUAUGGAAAGAAAGGAUCAGGGGAAAAGGGGAGAGGAGGAAGCAAGCUGCCACCAAGAUUCGCCAAAACAGCAGCAGCAGCAGCAGCAUCAACAACAAGCAUCACAACAACAACCACAGCAAGCCUCACAGCCGCAGCCUCAACAGCCCUCACCUCCCCCUCAGCAACCCCAACCCCUCCUAUCUGCCUCCCAGCUCCCUACCCCCUCCCAGCCUGCUGCCUCUCCCCAGACUCUGAAGGCUCUGUGGCCACCCUACCCCCCGCCCCUACCCCCACCACUGUGGACUUCACCUCCAAGACUCCCCUUCCCCCUGUGGCGCUGCUCACGCAGACCCACAGCACUCUCGGUACGGAACUCUGGGAGAACAAGGUGGCCGGAUCCAUCAUACUGCCUGACGUCAAGAAACUUGGACCCAUCAGCCCUCCUCAGCCUCCUUCAGUCAGUGCCUGGAACAAACCUCUCACCUCCUUCACUGGGACUGUCACUCCUGAGGGUGUGAAGCCUGGCUCAGAAGGCAGUGUGGAUCUAGGGAUGGACUGUAUCCAGUUUGGAGCCCCGUCCUCAGCUGGCAGUACAGACAGCGAUGGUGUUCCAGCCAUGCUAGAGCCUGGACCUGACAACAAACUACCUGCUCCUAAAGAACAGAGACAGAAACAGCCCCGUGCUGGACCUAUCAAAACACAGAAGCUCCCUGACAUGGAGCCAGUAGAGCCUAAGGAGUACAAGCCUGGCCCUAUUGGUAAAGAACGCUCCCUGCGUAACCGCAAGGCUAAGGACGUCCGUGUGGGGGGGGAAGAAUGUCUUGAUGGGGGGAUAGUACCAGGUGGAGGGACCAACAGAGCAGUAGAUUCCAGCCCCCCCAACACAGACGCCUCUGUUCCUGAGCUAGGGGGCGAUAUCGAGGGGAUGAUCACCAUACCCUCGGCGGAGUACGCCAGCAGCUCCAAGGAGUCAGUGACCGACUACACCACCCCCUCUUCCUCUCUGGCGGACAGCGUUCCUACUGGAGGGAGUAAGAUGGAGGAGAGCCUGGUGGCCAACGUGGCCCUGCCUCACCCUCUCCCUCGUAGAGAGGCCUUACAGCAGAGCUCUAGCCUCAGUACUGUCUCUCCUGCUUCUGUUGACCUCACACUGAAGAUGGAGUCAGCCCGUAAAGCGUGGGAGAACUCCCCCAGCCUGGUAGAAAAGAGUUCUCCUGUCACCUCCUCUUCUCCUAUCACCUCCUCCUACUCCUCCUUCUCCUCUGCCUCCAUGCCUCAGAUACCAGUAGCCUCCGUCACACCAAGCACUUCUCUGACAGGUGCUGGGACAUACACCACGUCCGCUCUGAGCACUAAGACCACCACGGCCUCUGACCCCCCCAACAUCUGCAAGGUGAAACCCCAGCAGCUGCAGACUGGAUCCAUGGGUGGGACCAGCUUCUCCCAGCUAGGCUGUGUGGCACCCCUGCUUCCACAGCAGCAACAGACUCCACAGGUCUACGUCUCUCAGUCUGCAGCGGGCUCUGCAGCCCAGAUUCCAGCGUUCUACAUGGACACCAGUCACCUGUUCAGCAACCCCCACUCCCGCCUGGCACCUCCCCCUCUGACACAGCACCAGCAGCAGGGCUACCAGCCUAGACUCUCACAGCAGGCGGCAGUGCAGCAGAUUCCUAUCCCAAUCUAUGCUCCCCUACAGGGGCAGCACCAACACACACACACACACACUCACCAGGCCCAGCUAAGCCUCAGCACUGGACCUCCCGUCUCCCAGCCACAGGACCUCUUCAGCUCCUCACUGCAGCCUUAUAGAUCACAGCAGGCCUUUAUGCAGAGCAGUCUGUCCCAGCCCAGUCCCAUGAUGUUAUCAGGGCCAUCUCUCCACAGCUACCCUGGUGUUGGGGGCCAUGACCUCGGCAAGCCCCAGUCCAGCUUGGCCUACCAGCAGCCCUCCAACACACACACACAGCACAUCCCCAUCCUGUUUGAACCACAGCUCAACCAGCCCUCUGGCAUGGGAGGAUCCCAGCUGAUAGAUACACACCUACUGCAGCGUCAGGGGAUGAGUCCACAUUCUAACCUGUACUCAGGACAGGUGCAACAACACGGACAGAGCAGUUACUAUAGUAACACACAGUCUCCAAGCUCUGCCAUGCAGCAGGUGCAAGUCCCUAUGCCAGGCUCUCAGCUCGGUCUUCCUAACUAUGGUUCCGUGGGCAGCCAGCCCCUCCUGGCUCUGCCCCCCACCCCUCCCCAGGCGCAGCCCCCUAGCCUCAGCCGCCAGCCCCCAGUCUCCCAGCCCUACAGGGGACCCUUCGGACACACACACAGCGUGAUGCACCCCCCCUCCAGCAAGAUGUGUGAGAUGGACCUGAAGCUGUUUGGCAGUGGGAUGGACAUGAAGCCUGGGACAACGCCUCACAGCGCUAGGAGCACUACCCCUACAUCUAGUCCUUACAGGGCCAGCUCUACAUCUCCCAGCAGCCAGUCCAGUAAGAUGAACAGCAUGCUGUACCAGAAACAGUUCCAGCCCAGCUCUGCUGCCAUGAGGAUCACACAGCACUUCCCUGGACAGUUCAACCCACAGAUUCUGUCCCAGCCCAACCUGGUCUCUCCUCUCGUGCGCCCUCCCUCCCACACCCAGCAUGCUAACUCAUUUUGUGGAGGGAUGCAGCGUUCGCCUAUGGGCCCACCCCCCAUGUCUCCCUCUCUGGGAGGGGGUUUGAUGCCUCACCCCCGGCCACCACCGCAGCAGCAGCAGUUUCCCCAGAUGCACCCGUCCCACCCCCCUAGAGGGCCUCUUCCCCCCCUCGCACCUAGAGGCCCUACAGGUCCCCGAGGAAACCAGGCAGAGCAGGACCUCAAGGCGAAGCAGCGAGCCGAGGUGCUCCAAUCGACUCAUAAGUUCUUCUCAGAGCAGCUCAAGGCUCCGUCAGUCUCCAAACCCUCUCGUCUCGACCAGGGGGGUUGCAAACCCCCCCUCGACAUUCUGCCCCCCAACCACCAGACGGUGGGAGUUGUGGAGCGCCCUGAGCCCGACAAACCAUCCCUGUCAGCGGGCAAACCCAUCCGCACCGGCCCCAUCAAGCCCCAGGCCAUCAAACAAGAGGAGGGGAAGUAGAGCCUCACACAUCUCCACAGAUGGAUGGGAGAGAGAUGAUCCAGCUGCUCCACAUAUUCAUGCAAUCACUCACUUACACAUCACCCUCUCUGGUGUUAGAGGCGGAGAAAGAGAGGAGAGGUGGGGGUGUAUUAGUCAAUGGUUCCUGAGGGGGCUACUGUGUGUGUGUGUGCUCCAACCUCAUCUCUCUCUCCCAUUCUCUCUUGUCCUCCACUAUUGGGGGUCUGUGUGUGAUUUUUUUUUUUUUUAAGCCCCACCUCUUGUAAUUUGGUCGGGGCGGAAGACUGCAAACUGUACUUCAAAUGUCUACUAGGAUGGUAAAAAAAGAUUGAAUGGAGAAAAAAUAUUUGCCAGUUUGCCAUUUUUAUAGCCCUAUGAUUUCUGUUCCUUUCUUUUUCACAAUAGAAUCCCGUUAUUAGGAGGACAGGGCUGUUCUUUUUGUUAACAGGAGAAUCAAGCAAUCUUGUUUUUGUAGUUGGAUGAAACAAUCUUAGUUAAAGAUGUAUUUUAGUGAAGCACAGACUCGUUCUAUUCCUCUGCCAGUCUUCCAUCCAUCAUUGCUAACACACAGCUGUGUGAGUGUAUACAAGCUUGUACGAUCACCACACACACAAACUCCCUCUAGCGCUCAACGCUUUCACCAAUAUUCACUAAAGAGUGGAACUAUGAAAUGAGGGUUUGUCUCGAAAGGAAAUGUAAGAUGCAGCAGUUGAUUUAAUUGAUUAGUCUGCCUUUUCUCUUGCUCGCAUCUCUUUGAGCGGAAUGAUAAAGGUGGUGUUUGUGUGUGUUUGCGUGGGGCACAUGGGAGGCCACUGCCUGGUUUUCUCCUGUAUCUUUAGCCAAAGGUUAAGCGUGCAAAGAUGAUUUCACAGAGCCUUGAGAAUCCCUGUUGCUAUGGCAGCAGAGUGGAAGGGGAUUUAUUAUGGGCUGUCUGUAAAUGGACAGACAGACCCUGAAUUCAGUCUGGGAGCUUUCCUCCUCCCCCUUGAGAAAGGAGGAUAGAAUACCUCUUCACCACUGCUUAUUAUGGGCUGUCUGUAAAUGGGCAGACACACCCUGAAUUCAGUCUGGGAGCUUUCCUCCUCCCCCUUGAGAGAGGAGGAUAGAAUACCUCUUCACCACUGCUUAUUAUGGGCUGUCUGUAAAUGGGCAGACACACCCUGAAUUCAGUCUGGGAGCUUUCCUCCUCCCCCUUGAGAGAGGAGGAUAGAAUACCUCUUCACCACUGCUUAUUAUGGGCUGUCUGUAAAUGGGCAGACACACCCUGAAUUCAGUCUGGGAGCUUUCCUCCUCCCCCUUGAGAGAGGAGGAUAGAAUACCUCACCACUGCUCACUUGCCUGUAGGGCACCCAACCCUGCUGCUACUAACAGAAAGGGAGCGUGAGUACGAGUUCAAAACUGUAGAAACAAAACCGUUCAGUGUGGCUUUCUGUUAACCCUCACCAAGAGGGAAAGGGAGACGGAAGGGGGAGAAAUAAAACAAAAUUAGAAAUAGCUUUGUGUUUGACUGCAGGCUGCAGUUCUGCUGCAUUUCAGGGCAGAAGGACAGGUGUUAGUGUUGAGGAGAGAUUAUUCCUGUCUCAUCUCACUUCCACUCACUCAAACCUACACCACUCUCAUCGCAGGUUUACCAUGGUUACAAGGGUCCUUCAGAAAUGUACAGUAGUGUGCUCCACUAGUGGGGAGGGGUAUACCCCUAACCAGAACACAGGAUGAGGAACCUUGUGUAGGAGGACAGAGUGGGGGGUAAUUGGUUUGUUUUUUCUUUUACUUGUACAGGGGGUACAUCGCUGUAUUAAAAUAUGUACGGUCUUACAUUCUUGGUUUUAGUUAAGAAACUAAUAAAAUAAUAUGCUGUUUAAAAAGUG
Molecule: messenger RNA, 11752 nt
Organism: Oncorhynchus keta (chum salmon)
Lineage: Eukaryota; Metazoa; Chordata; Actinopteri; Salmoniformes; Salmonidae
Product: protein PRRC2C-like
Biological process (GO): cell differentiation
Source: RefSeq, a predicted model, not a curated record